Messenger RNA from Planococcus citri (citrus mealybug), 7635 nucleotides. Its product is annotated as aryl hydrocarbon receptor nuclear translocator-like. Gene Ontology annotation, cellular component: nucleus; cytoplasm; transcription regulator complex. The record is from RefSeq and is a predicted model, not a curated record. Bases 1709 to 5011 code for a protein of 1100 amino acids. Gene Ontology annotation, molecular function: protein dimerization activity; DNA-binding transcription factor activity, RNA polymerase II-specific; RNA polymerase II cis-regulatory region sequence-specific DNA binding. Gene Ontology annotation, biological process: regulation of transcription by RNA polymerase II. The transcript has 12 exons. Lineage: Eukaryota; Metazoa; Arthropoda; Insecta; Hemiptera; Pseudococcidae.
AGCCGAGCUGUUACGUAUCAAAGUGUUGCGCGUCUCAUUGCCAAUAUCUCUCAGUUCGCAAAUUUUUUACAUUUACGCCAUACGCUGCUGCUUUAGGUACGUACUACACGCUCGCGUCGUCUAUCGUCUAUCGCGUAUCGCGUAUCGCGUAUCGUUCUUCGAUAUCUCGACUCCAAUUCCUUAUACCUACAUAGCCUGUGUAAAUAAAGUACCUACGACGUACGUAGGUAUUACGUAUACGUUUUCGUUUUUCGUUUUUCGUUUUGGUUUCAAAUGUUGAAAAAAUUGCUCCAACUGAUUUUCUUUCGUGCCUCAUCACUACGACUUAUCUCUCUGAUUUCCCAACAUUCUUCGUUUUCGUUCUUCGGCUGCUGAAAAUUUUUUUCGAGUUUCCGUUUCUGUUGUGGCCGCUGUCUCCGCCGCCGCCGCCGCCGCCGCCGCCGCCGCCGCCGCCGCAGCCACCGUCGUCGACGACCGCACGUCGUUUACCCUUCGUUUGGUAAUUAUCGCGAAUAUCGUUCGUCGUCGUCGUUGUUGUUGUUGUUGUUGUAGUGGUAGUGUACAUACAUACGAGUAGUAGAUACGUGGUCCGAGUUUGGCUGCAUAAUUUUUCAUCAUUUUCUUCGAAAAUAUUUCCAUUUCGAGUACCCGCUACCGUCUACCGUCUACCGUCAACCGCCGUCAGGUGUGCUCUGUAAUAUUACCAGUACAGUAUACUAGUGCGAGUAUUUUUGUUUGCGUCAAAGAUUGAUUCGCGCGUGUCUGUGUUUCACGUAUAUGUGUGUGUGUGUGCGCGCGUGUUUUUUUUUCGCUAUACAUCCAACAUAAUCGUCCACAUAAACCUGCUACAUACUCGUACGUGCUAACAGAUUACAGUACCUACAUCAUAAAAUUGUGUUAUCAGUGUUCGUAUAGGUGAAACGCUGUAGCUAUAGCUGUAAUAGCAACCUAAGUACCUUAGUACCUCUACCGACGUAGCUCUUUUGCCUUUUUUCACUUUUUCCAAUUCGCGGCGUCGAAUACCUAAUUAAGUACAUUACACUGGGGUAUCUAUUGGUGAUCGCGUAUAUUUGGUGCGUGCUGGGUGCUGCGUGCUGCGUUCUGUGUACGUGUAUGUGUUGUGCGUAUAGCGCGAACCGAUGAUAAUAGCAGCGAACGUUAUCAGCUGGCCUGCGACAACGGCAACCUUUCGUAAUGAAAAGCUAGGCUCGUCGCUGAAAAUUACGCGUAUUUACUACGACAACGACAACGACAACAACUGCAACUGCAGAUCAUACUCUACACCAUCGUCCAGGAAGGUGGCAAAAUCUUGCCAGCUGCGCAUCCAUCCAGUCAGUACUCGAUCCGUGUAGGAGCGUAGGAGGCCACAAAAGUACGCCAAUAUAUCGGCUUUUGCGAUAGAGAAAAAGAGAAGAGAAGAAAAGAAGGAAAAACUGCACGUCGCGUCGAGGCGUCGUAAUGCGCGGCGUGAAUGCCGCGGUAGCCACUGCGACCGCCACCGCCACUGUAUCUGGUACGAGCAAAUGCGCGCCAUCGUGUCGCGUGCGAGAAAGCGACAACAGCCAUCCGAGCACUUUAACCUUAACCAUCCGAUCUGCAAACGAUUCGAGUUGGAGUUCACUAGCGUAAUCGCAGUCGCAGUCGCAGUGUGAUUGGAGUUGAAGCAUCGCCGUUCAUCGUGGCGUAUUUCACGGAUUGCGCUUACGAAAUGGGGUGGAUGCAUACGGCGGCAGCGCCGCCGCCAUCCACCGGCAUCGCUUUCAAUUCGAGCAGCCACCACGGCAAUACCGUCGUCGGCAGCGCCGCGAGAUCCAGCUCGUCCAUGUACACCAGCUACGGCGGCGGUGGCGCCGGCAGCUACCCAUCGAUGGCCGCUACCGCCGAAAAUGCGGCCGCUUACAGCAGAAUGACACCCUCGCUGCAGGCGCUACCGCUACCGCCGCCGCCGCCUUCGCCUUCGCCUUCUUCGCCGUCGGCGUCAUCUUCGUCUUCGCCGCUGCCGCUCAUGUAUCCGGUUCAGACGUCGCCGCACGAUUACAACCACCAUCUUCGCAACCCUUACGGCUACAUCGAUUGCAGAACGGCAGCCGUGGCGGCUGCCGCCGCUGCCAAUAUGCCGCAGUCCUCUUCCUCUCUGUACAUGGCUCACAACGAAUAUCCUCCUAUGACGGCUAACUCGAACAGGAUGAUGCGCAAUUUGGCUGAGAAAAUGCGACGUGACAAAUUGAACACGUAUAUUAACGAGCUAUCGACACUUGUGCCUAUGGUAUCGAAUUCGCCUAAGAAAAUGGAUAAAACCAGCGUGCUUCGUUUAGCCACCACAUACCUUCGAAUUCAUCGUGUGACCGAAGCUACCAGAGAUCAACGAAACGUGUUACCGCAAAUUCUCAGCUCGUCCGAAUGGCCGCAAACGCUAUUAGAUAAAAUGGACGGCGUCAUGUUGAUAGUGACAUCUGCUGGCAAAAUUGUUUUCAUUUCGCAUAAUAUCGAGAAAGUUUUGGGACAUACGCAAACCGAACUGAUGGGUCAUGGUUUGUCAAAUAUCACAUUUCCGCCCGAUUUGCCCGAAUUGAGACGAUGUUUAACGCCCGAUAAAGAAGAUGAAAACUGUUCAGAUAAUGCCAACGCUAACAACUGCACGCUGGUAGAAAGACAAAGACGCUCGUUUUGUUUACGAUUAAGACAUCGAUGCUUAGCUCGUUCCGAACAGCCGCAAUACGAACCGAUGCAUUUGAACGGCUUUUUGCGAGUUCCAAAAAAGUACACUUGUCAAGCGCAGAAGAAAUCUCGCAAAUGCAAAGGUGAAAUGACUGCUACGAACAGCAACGAGAUCUUAUUAGUAGCCGUAAUGAAGCCGGCUCGCGAGAUGACUCUCAUGUCUAUCGUAGAAGCGUCGCAAGAAGAAUACGUUACUCGACACUGGUACGACGGACGUAUCGUUUUUUGUGACCAGAGGAUUUCGCUAGUUUCCGGUUAUUUGCCCGAAGAAGUGAAAGGUUUGCAAGCGUUCCAAUUCAUGGCCAAAGAAGAAGUACAUUGGGUGAUGAUCGCGUUAAGGCAAAUGCUUUGGAACCGCGAAGGUUUCGGAAAAAGUUGUUAUCGAUUGAAGAGGAAAAACGGCGAUUUCAUUUAUAUGGUGACGCACGGCUAUUUGGAACCGUGCGAGGAUCUGCAAAAGUCCACCUUCGUCUGCGUGAAUACGUUGGUCAGCAGCGAAGAAGGAGAACGCGAAAUUCGAAAUAUGAAGAAAAAAUUCACGCCUAUUAUCGAACGCAGAGAAGAGCCCGCCAUCGCGGCUAUCGCUGAAAAAUACGCUUUCAUUCGUACGCGGGAUCGUAACGUACCGGACCACAAUCCGACCACCGAGGAUCCGGCCGAGUUGAAAAACGCCCUCAAAGCGAUGGUAACUAAUAUACCGCCGCCGACCGAGGUUAAAGAAGAUCCGGAAAAAUGUCGCGAAACGCAGUUCGCCAAAGUCAAGUACAUUUCCAAGACUUUGCCGCCGCCUACGAUACCCACCGGCAAAGUGAUCACCGUUCUCGAAGAGAAAACCGCGUCCGCGUCCACGUCCGCGUCGCCGACGUCGCCCGCAGCUGCGCCCUCCACGUCGUCGUCCAAACACGAUCGUUUAUCGCCGCUGCUCGCUUCGACGUCCAUUUACAGUACGACUGCGACUGCGACGACCACCUCGAACGCCACCGCCACCGCCACAUCGAUGGGUUCGCCGUCACCGUCGCCAUCGUCGUCUCAACAUCAGCACCUUUCUGCCGCUACCGCCGCCGUAUCGCCUUCUUCGACGGUGGCUGCUUUAUCGCCUUGCGGGGCCGCUUCGUCCAGAACAUCGUUUCAAAAUCGACCUUCGGUGCUGCGAAUAGCACCGGCGCGCCAAACGGUCAACAACGUAUCGGCGACUGCGACCGACAAUUACGCCAUUAGCAGUACGAGCAAUUUCGACGGCGAUAAAGCCAUCAACGACGCUAGUCGUAAGUACUCGGCCAGCUUUUGCGGAAGCCCAGCUGCAGCCGCAGCCGGUAGCUUAACGAAUUGCGAUUUCAUCAAGCAAGAGUGCGUUAUAAAACAAGAAACCAUCGACAUCGUCGACGUGGAUAACUACAACGACGACGGAGGUGGUGGCGGUGUCGGUGUCGAUGACGAUGACGCCGACGCCGACGACGACGACGAUUUCGAGGCGCAGAUUGCGGCCGUCAUUCGAACCGACUCGGGCCAACAAUUGGUCGCCGCAAUGGCGGCCGCUCAAGCCAUGCCCACUGCUGGCGCCGACGACAACGAACGAGUAGGCGUCCUGGUGAGCGGCAGAAGCGCCGUGAAAAGGCAUCUAGAUUGCGACGCGUCUUCGUUCUCCUCGUCUAUAGUUCCUAUCAAAAAGAACGCGCAUUCUGCGAACGGCGUUGCCAAAGUUGGUCAUCAAAAACAUUUAUUAGCGGCGGCCACAGCCGUCCCGUUGCUGUCGCCUCACCAAGUCUCGUCGUCUUCGUCGCCGUCGCCCUAUACGCCCUAUUCCGCUGCUGCCGCCGCGUCCUGUUCCAAUCCCGCCGCCGCCGCCGGCAGCGCUUUGCUGCUCGAAACUACGCAAAUAUCGCGAAUCGACGACCCGUACACGCGAUUGGCCGAUAUCGAAGUUUGCGAUCCGACCACGCAGUUCGUUCACAAUAUUACCGAUUCGUUCGAAACUAAAAACCAACCCGAACAAGUACUGCACUUAUUGGACAACGAAAACCUGAAACACCGUCAUAUCGAAUUGGAAUCCAAAAUGCACAUUCAAGGCGCCCAGAUACGCGCUAUAGAAGGCGAUUUGGAUAAAGUGCCAUUCACCACCGAACAGCACGGCUUUCAAACCGAUCUUACGCAGUUGAAGGAACAGCAUGUGAAACAAACGAAAAUGCUGAUGACCUUGCAACAAGAUCAUCAUAGUUUGCAACGGUGCAACACGACCGAUAGUUCUGCGAAUAUUACCAGCAGUAGCACCGUGCAUCAGAAUGUCGGCGUGUAAAGUCGCCAAAGGCUGCAACCAACACCCUGCGGCUGCACCGAAUUAAGUUAAUCGAUUGUGUUCCCUUUUGCCGAAAUGUAAUCUUAUUUUUAGUCCCUAUAGCUUGUACAUACGGUGAUAAUUCGAUUUCGACCAUUUUCCCCCAUUUUUUCGAAUAGCUAUCGCUCGCGAAGCACCACCUCGUAGUUAGCGUCUGUUUGCGUUUUACGUUUUCAUUUUUAUUACGACGACGCGACGCUGGCCUCUCUGUCUACCUCUCUCUGUCUCUCUCUCGACGCUAACGAAUAUCCUAUCUUUUCGUAUGUAUUUUCCUGGUGAAAACUCGAGACAUAAGACGAAAAAUCAGGGCAUAUUUUGUUCGAUAUUACGCGGGUAUAUAAUAUUACGUACGUAUUUUCUCCUCUAUCUCCUUUAAUUACGAGUAAGGUAAUAUUUUUUUCAUGUUUUAUGUUGUUGUUUUUUUUUUUUUUGCAAAUUUUUAUUAUUUAUUCGAGUUAAUUUACGUGUUACGCGAUAACACUAGCUUAAGCUGUAGACCUCUCGUUUCUCAUGCGCUCCUCUAAACUUUAUCGUUGUAAACUUGGCAUGGCUGGCCAUUCAAUUCGAGUUGACCUUUUUUGUGGUAUUUUACAUUUUAUUUGUUGAUUUUUUUUUCUCAAUUCGUGUAUUUACAUAUGUAUUUAGGUAUUAUUUAUUCGUUUAUUUAAUUACUUAUUUGCGAGUUUCAUUAUUUUUCUUUGUGACGCGCGAUUACCGUAUAUAUUUCCUUACUGCUGGAAUUUUUUAAUUUCUUCCCCUUUCUUUGCUUUUUCCUUCUCUUCUUUUUAUUCUUCUUCUUCUUCAUGCCCGUCGUCUGAUAAUUACAAAUUGAGAAAAAUUCAGUCAUAAACCUAUCACUUUCAACGCGUAUUAAGCUUCUGUUUUAUGCAUAUUAUUUUGUACGCUGCGUAUCUCGACGUCUAUGUCUGUUGCGUAUAAACAAUGAUAAGGCUGUAUGUAAGAAUGCGGUACACAACUUACGGGUACAUAAAAAUAAAUUUUAGCCAAGCAUAUGACUGUAUCUAUACGUUUUAUUAUUGUUAUAUUUACUAUGUAUUAUGAUUACUGCUAUUACUUUUAUUACUACUACUACUUCAUCAUUGUCAAGAAUUGCUGUUCUAUUUCAUUGUUAUAAUUCAUUAAUGAAUAUGGCCGAAGAGUAUUUGCCGACGUGUCCUUCAUGUACGCCUGCUCGUUCAGGCUGCACUUAUAUGUAAUUUCUAAGCACUUUAGUAUCAUCGACUCCGCGUAUCCAAGUACUACUAUGAAUUAUUUAUAUUAAUUCGUUUGUGCAGUCUUCUUUUUAUUUUCGUUUGUUACUUUUAUUUUGUUAUUUCGUUGUUGUCGUGAAUGUUAUUAGUAUUAAUUAAUUACCUAAUUAUUAUGAUUUUUAUUUUAUUCUUACUUUUUUUUUUCAUUCUUCGCUGUUGUUGAGAUGAUAUAAUACGUUACGUAUUCUUGCCCAUAGCCUAAAUUGACAAAUGGAUCGGCUGCGGCACCAAGUUUUCAUUUGUGAAAUGUGACAUUGCGACAUACGGGUACUAUACCUACCUACAACAAUCGGCACAAAUGGCACAAUCCAUAUUUUCUAUUCGUACGAGUACAAGAACUGAAACGAUUCGAUGACUAAUUUUGAAUCGUGUAUUUGAAAUGAAACACGACAAAAGAUGAUGAUGAUUGAUAAUGUAUAAACUCGUACCACGUAUGUAAGUAAAAUUCUCAACCACGAAAACUUUCUCAUAUGUAAUACCAUAGAUGAAAUAAUCUCGAUGGCGGGCGUUUAGCGUUUGGCGUUGGGCAUAUCCUUAUGGCAUGGCAUAUCUUCGAGUGAAACAGUUUCAAAUAUCGCAUAUCAGGUUUGUUGUUACAGUGCCUAUCAAUUUGUAGGAAUAUGCCACCACGUUGAGACUUGAUUCGUAUUAUUUACCUACUUUCGAGAUCACCGAGUUAUUGAAAUACACAUUAAUUUACUACGAAACUUGUCGAUCAUGCGAAUGUAACGUUCUUAAAAAGCCAACAGUCAAACACUUAUAGUAUGUAUUCUUGAAGCCUAGUUUUGUACUCGUGUUGAGCUAUUCUUUAAAUUCAACGCGGUGCCGCGCCGCUGCAUUAUUUCGAUCAAGCAUCUUUAGUCGCCGUUUGUAUUUUGUAACUGUUAUAUUAGGUGUCGUUUUAAUUUCAAUUCCCCCAACCCUACCUCCUACCUCCUACCAAAAAUUGUACAUUUAAAGCCAACUCUACUUACCUUAAUUACGAGAAGCGCGCUGUAUAUUAUAAUUUAAUUUCGUGUGGUUACCGUAGUUUUUAGUUUCUUGUUCAUCAGUUCAUCUCAUCCUCUCCCCCGUCCCUCCUCACUUCUCACUGUCAAUACCGCGUGAAGGAAGAAUAUUACGAGUAGAUGCAGCUACUUACACGUAGUUAUACAAGACGAUGAUAUGAAAAAAAAAAGAACAAUUCUCGUAGAUUUCGUACUGGCAAUCGUAAGAUUUGUACUAUUUUUAUUGCCUAACAAUGUUUCGAAAAUCCACUUUAACACUACGUAUGUAUUUCCUACAAAUAUACUUUUGCUACUUUUGAGAAUAUCA